CCCCGGCUGGGGCUCUGCGCCUGCGCUCGCCCGGCUGCCGCCUGCUCUCCCUGCUCGGCCGCGCUCUCGCCUGCAGCGCGCCGCCUGGGUGUCUGCGAGAUCCAUGGGCGGACGCCGCGAGAGCCAGGAUGACAGAUUACGGCGAGGAACAGCGUAACGAGCUGGAGGCCCUGGAAUCCAUCUACCCUGACUCCUUCACAGUAUUAUCAGAAAAGCCACCCAGCUUCACCAUUACUGUGACAUCUGAGGCAGGAGAGAAUGAUGAAACUGUCCAGACUACCCUCAAGUUUACAUACAGUGAAAAAUACCCAGAUGAAACUCCUCUUUAUGAAAUAUUCUCCCAGGAAAAUCUAGAAGAUAAUGAUGUAUCAGACAUUUUAAAAUUAUUAGCAUUACAGGCUGAAGAAAAUCUUGGUAUGGUGAUGAUCUUUACUCUAGUGACAGCUGUGCAAGAAAAAUUAAAUGAAAUAGUAGAUCAGAUAAAAACUAGAAGAGAGGAAGAAAAGAAACAAAAGGAAAAAGAAGCUGAAGAAGCUGAAAAGCAAUUAUUCCAUGGCACACCUGUUACAAUUGAGAAUUUCUUAAGUUGGAAGGCCAAGUUUGAUGCAGAACUCUUGGAAAUUAAAAAGAAACGAAUGAAAGAAGAAGAACAAGCAGGAAAAAAUAAAUUAAGUGGGAAACAGCUGUUUGAAACAGAUCAUAAUCUUGACACAUCUGAUAUCCAGUUCUUGGAGGAUGAUUUUUCAUAUCGCAAAUCGAUGGAAGCUGUUCUGUCAUCUGUUCUGGAGCUGUUAGAGACUUCAGCUGGCAACAAUGUGGAAGUAGAUGAGUCUUUGUUCCAGGAAAUGGAUGACUUGGAGCUGGAGGAUGAUGAUGAUGAUCCAGACUACAAUCCUGCUGACCCAGGAAGUGACUCAACCGAUUAAUGGACUAUCCCCUACUGCAGAGAGGCUUGACUGCCACAGCAUCUGUGGCUUAGCUGAGAGGGUUUUGAUUUUCCUUUCUUUUUUUCUAAGAAAAAAUAAUUUUCAGGAGAAUAUUCUUCUGAUAGCUUUCAUCAUUGAACUUAAUAAACUGACCUUAAAAUUUCAAAUGUAAAA
Messenger RNA from Oryctolagus cuniculus (rabbit), 1100 nucleotides. It is a transcript of the gene RWDD1, whose product is annotated as RWD domain containing 1. The record is from RefSeq and is a predicted model, not a curated record. Gene Ontology annotation, molecular function: protein binding. Lineage: Eukaryota; Metazoa; Chordata; Mammalia; Lagomorpha; Leporidae.